AUGGAGCUUGCUGGUGCUAUUGAGGCGGAGAUCGCCAUCCAUCACCCAACCCUACCGAGUUCAGCCUUGGCAAACUUGGACUUUGGUGCGUGCGGUCAGAUCCCGGGGCGUCCCCAGAUUCGACCCCGGUCUUACAAGGCGUCUUCGCGGAGGAACAAAAGGAUCGACACAUUAUUGGCUGAAGAGAGCUCCCCAAACAUUUUUGCUCAAUUGACAUUCCGGUACCUUGUCGCAGACCAAGCUUCUCUAAGCUUUCUGCGCCAUGGGAGGAAGAGACAUCCUCCCCUCCUGUGCCACGCGCCCAACGAGAGCAAGCUAUCCAGGCUUUGUUUCAAUGACUUCGCUUCACUGGUCUGCCUCGGUGGCUGGGAUGCAAUUAUGCCCUCCAGCCGUCCUCUUGCUCCCACAAACCCUACCAACACCCCGGCUACGUGCUCAGCCGACGCCCGCUACUUUGAAGUACAUGUUGGUGAUGAGACAGGGUGA
This is a messenger RNA of Colletotrichum lupini, 486 nucleotides long. RefSeq lists its product as uncharacterized. Lineage: Eukaryota; Fungi; Ascomycota; Sordariomycetes; Glomerellales; Glomerellaceae. The transcript has 5 exons. The record is from RefSeq and is a predicted model, not a curated record. Bases 1 to 486 code for a protein of 161 amino acids.